AUAGGGCAACCGUAGCAGCAAUAUGGAGGCGCUCGAUCUCUGCCGUUGCCACUGAGUCCCCCUCAUUCCCUUCUCUUCCAUUUUCGCCUCUCUCUCUCUCUCUCUCUCUCUCUCGCUCUCUCUCACAGUUUAGGAUGACUGAACCAUCAAAAGUUAUUCACGUCCGAAAUGUUGGCCAUGAAAUAUCCGAGAAUGAUUUGCUUCAGUUAUUCCAGCCAUUUGGUGUCAUAACUAAGCUUGUGAUGCUUCGUGCUAAAAAUCAGGCUCUUAUCCAGAUGCAAGAUGUUCCCUCAGCAGUUAGUGCUUUACAGUUCUUUGCGAAUGUUCAACCGAGCAUUAGGGGGAGGAAUGUUUAUGUCCAGUUUUCAUCGCAUCAAGAGCUAACUACAGCAGAUCAAAAUGCUCAAGGACGAGGAGAUGAGCAGCCAAAUCGAAUACUCUUAGUCACAAUCCAUCACAUGCUAUAUCCCAUUACAGUGGAAGUGCUGCAUCAAGUGUUUUUCCCACAUGGAUUUGUGGAGAAGAUCGUGACAUUUCAGAAGUCAGCUGGUUUUCAGGCCCUUAUUCAGUAUCAAUCUCGCCAGUGUGCUGUUUCUGCUAGGACUGCAUUACAGGGGCGCAAUAUAUAUGAUGGUUGCUGUCAGCUAGACAUUCAGUUCUCCAAUCUUGAUGAGUUACAGGUGAACUACAAUAACGAACGUUCAAGGGAUUUCACAAAUCCUAAUCUGCCUUCUGAACCAAAAGGCCGGUCAUCGCAACCUGGAUAUGGCGAUGCAGGUGGCAUGUAUGGAGUUCAAGCAUCUGGAGCAAGACCAGUCGCACUUCCACAGAUGGCCAAUGCAGCUGCUGUUGCUGCUGCAUUUGGAGGAGGUUUGCCACCUGGUAUUAGUGGGACAAAUGACAGGUGUACAGUCCUUGUGUCCAAUCUGAAUCCUGAUCAAAUUGAUGAAGACAAGCUUUUUAACCUUUUCUCCAUCUACGGUAACAUUGUAAGAAUUAAGCUUCUCCGAAAUAAACCUGAUCAUGCACUUGUUCAGAUGGGAGAUGGAUUCCAGGCGGAAUUAGCUGUGCACUUUUUGAAGGGAGCGAUGUUGUUUGGCAAGAGAUUGGAGGUUAACUUCUCAAAGCAUCCUAACAUUACGCAAGGGGCUGACACUCAUGAAUACGCCAACUCAAAUCUUAAUCGUUUUAACCGAAAUGCUGCGAAGAACUACCGUUACUGCUGCUCUCCGACAAAGAUUAUCCACAUUUCAUCUCUAUCCCAGGAAGUAACUGAAGAAGAAAUUGUGAAUUUACUCGAGGAACACAUGCCGAUUGUCAACACCAAGCUCUUCGAGAUGAAUGGGAAAAGGCAAGCACUCAUCAUGUUCGACACUGAGGAGCAGGCCACCGAGGCUCUUGUUUGCAAGCACGCUACUUCGCUUGGUGGGUCAAUCAUUCGCAUUUCAUUUUCCCAGUUGCAGACUAUAUGAAGUUAGUAAGGGAUUCGUAAUGCGAAUUUUAAAAAUGAAGAUGAUGGCGCAUAUUGUUUUGAUUCUUGUAACAAUUAAUUUGUGUUUGGAUUUCUUGUGGGAUUGUACUCUUUCUGCUUUGUUGUCUCAAUUCUUCUCUUCUCAUCUCAUCUCAUCUCUCUCUUCUCCCCUUGUGCUUGUUGAAAUCAUUCUUAGACGCCUUCCAACGGAGUUAGAUUUUGGUUUUAUGCUCAGUUUUGAAGAGAAUAGGAAGAAGGAAAGCUAACCUGCCUUUUUUUUUGAGUUGAGGAUAUCUUUGUUAGGUGGUAUGUACAUGGGCCUUGUAUUUUUUGGCAAGUCAGGCCAUUGGCUGUUGUAA
Messenger RNA from Cucurbita pepo subsp. pepo (vegetable marrow), 1830 nucleotides. Lineage: Eukaryota; Viridiplantae; Streptophyta; Magnoliopsida; Cucurbitales; Cucurbitaceae. The record is from RefSeq and is a predicted model, not a curated record.